Messenger RNA from Ceraceosorus bombacis, 342 nucleotides. NCBI's taxonomy places the organism in Eukaryota, Fungi, Basidiomycota, Exobasidiomycetes, Ceraceosorales, Ceraceosoraceae. The record is from the annotation of a GenBank genome assembly.
AUGCGAAGCCGCAGGACUGCGGACAGACGCCUGUUUGGCGAUGCUCCCCGGACACUUCUUCGUGUGAGUCGUAAGCGCCAUUCUGAGUCAUCCAGUCUGUGUCUAGUGGUCCGAGUUUCGGUUCCGUUCACAAAUCGAGGUUUAAGUGCUUUGAAGCAGGGUGAACGGGAAGGAAGCAGCUUUACGGUGGCUCUAGCGCGCUUCGAUAGCCGACCACAACCCAUUUUCGCUGCGCGCAACACGCAGGACAGUGCGACGUGCGCAGUAUCCAUCGGAGCAGGAACAGACGUCCUUCCUGGAGCAGCCCAUUUGUCGGGCGAACGACUGCAUCCGGCUGUGUGA